This is a messenger RNA of Annulohypoxylon truncatum, 1925 nucleotides long. RefSeq lists its product as uncharacterized. The coding region runs from base 626 to 1510 and encodes 294 amino acids. The record is from RefSeq and is a predicted model, not a curated record. NCBI's taxonomy places the organism in Eukaryota, Fungi, Ascomycota, Sordariomycetes, Xylariales, Hypoxylaceae. The transcript has a single exon.
AGCAGCAGCUUUGUGCACAAUACGAACUUAAUGUAACCAUACCUCGUCCCGUUAGGCCAGUGAACCCAGUUAAUCAUCUCAAGGGCCAAGGAGCCAUCACUCUUCCAACAGAAUCCAGGCCUUCGUCGGAAUUCUUCACCUGGGCACAUCCUACAUCCUACCUAUCCUACUCUUGGUCAUUCGUUUCUUUCCCUCACCUCACUCAUUCGAUAUCAAAAACAUCACCACCAUAUUGCAUCUUUUUCCUAGUACAUCAUUGCGUUCGUUCCAUCUUGAGGGUUUUUUACCUUUUUACCUCAUUUACGUCUUAACCCUCUAAGCGCUCGCUCGCUCCUACCUAAACGUCCUAAAGGCCCCCUAUCUUACCGCGACACCUUAUUUUAUUACCGGCAAUUUCCUGUCGCGUGUCAUCUCAAGUCACAUUUGGGUUUGUCAAAACGGUGCUCCAGAUUUAAGAUUAGCCAUCCCGUUCAUCACCAAUCCACGUGUCGCGGGAACUAUUAUCUCGCUAGAGUCUCGAAAAGGGAGGGGAGAGGGCUAGAUUAUAUCCAUUCGACUCUCACCUUUCCUUAUUAUCGACAUAUUUUCUAGCAUUACUCUAGACCACAGACCAUCACUGGUCAUCAUGUAUUCGACGCGGCUUAUGAACCUUUUGAUGGUGGCACUUUCGGUGUCAUCCGUCACUGGUGUAGCUUGGUUAGAUAAUCGACAGACUGGCCUAGGUCAUCAUGGAGUGAAGAGACAAGACAAUCCUCUCUCAAUCGCAACCGUCGACACCGACUCUUCGACGGCCGAUGCUGCUGCAUCCACAUCGGCCACUGACGAUGCGACGUCCUCGACUUCAGCGUCAGCCGAUUCGUCAACCGCUAGUCCAACCAGCACGAGCCAGGCUUCCUCAACUUCCACUACCGCGGCAGACACCACAACCCCGACGUCAACUCAAGCAACACCUACCAGUACCAACAACAACCCCACCACUACCGCCACAGCGGCUACUACCACCAACAAGGCUUCGUCUUCCUCAUCCACAGCAGCAGGAACGACUACCAAUGCCGGCGGCGAUGGUACCACCACUUCUGCGGCCCCCAGCACGACUGCAGCGCCUUCUACUUCAACAUUCGUAACCAUCAUCACCACUACGGAUUCGGCAGGACAAACAGUUACUACCUCUUCGUCUAGUGUUGUAGUGUCUACACCCACGGCUGCCGCUUCUACAUCCAACACCUCCACCAUGGCCCCGACUACCCGAAAGACGAUCAUCGGUGUCUGUGUCGGCGUUGGUGGUGCGAUCGUUCUUGCAGCUGCUGGUGUGUUGUUCUGGAGACUUCGCAGCAAGAGAAGGAGCCACGAGGAGAACGAGGAAUUGGUCAGCUACGGCGAUGGAUUCGGCGGCCCCGGCACUGCCGAGAAGAGCGAGCCUAGCGGUAGUACCGCCACCCGCAGCCCGUUCCAGAGCACCCUCGAGAGUUACCAUGCGCCGACGCAAACGAACGCUGCUUCCAACUUCUAAGCUUGGGAAUAUAACUUCUCAGCGUCAUUAUUAUCUCCUACUUAUCAUGCGGCAUUGCAUUAGACCGCGCUGGCGCCGGAGUUUGGAGGUAUUCGCAUGGCAUAAGCACUCAUCAUGUCGACCCGAUUUCAUAAGCCGGCACCCCAAGGAAUAGAAAAACUUUCCCACCUUAUCUCACGAAACACGUACUCAUUUAAGAAAAAAAGGCGAAGGCGGGUGUUUGUCCACGAGACUAGUUACGCGUCUGAUUUGAGCGACGAGUUGGACUUGGCCGAGCAAGGAAGGGACAACUCUAUGACCUAGUCUACGCAGCUAAGAUGGGAAAGAGAAAGGGGAUAUUUGUAUACAGCUUCAUAAUACCAGCUUCUUCGAUUCUCAAUCAAAGUAUAUACGAACACGUACCUAUUCUCGGAAG